AUUGUGAAGGUCGCGGGCUCCGGCCUAAAGAGAGCAGUCAUCAGCUGAUCGCUCCCAGCUGAUGCUUGGUAUCGGUGUCUUUGUUGACUCCCCUGACAUCGUGAGGAGCCGUGGACAUCGUCGGUGAAGGUGCUGAAAGUAGUGUGGAAAGUGAAACUAGUCCAAGGUUUACAGAGAAAAGAGACACUGAAAUGGCCCCGACUCUGUAUGAUGAGAAACCGGAGAUUGGGGACUUGAUAGAAAUCUUCCGUGGCUCCUACCAGCACUGGGCUGUGUACAUUGGUGAUGGCUUCGUUGUUCACUUGGCACCACCCUCCGAGUAUCCAGAUGCAGGUGCAAACAGUGUGAUGUCUGUCCUAACUGAGAAGGCCUUGGUGAAGAAAGCGGAGCUAUGGGACGUGGUGGGAACCAACCACUGGAAAAUAAACAACAGCCUGGACAAGGAGUACAAGCCCCGCCCGGUUCACGUCAUUUUGAGAGAGGCCCGUGCUCUGGUGGACAAGGAGCUGCCGUACUGCGUCUUCAGAGGGAACUGUGAGCACUUUGCCAACGAGCUGCGCUACGGCAAGGCCGAGUCCCGGCAGGUGCGUAAGGCAGGAGAAACGGUCAUGGUCGUAGGCGUGGCAGCAGCAGUAGGUCUGGGGAUUGUGGCGCUGGCGGGGGCUCUGUUCGGAGGCAGCAAAAAAGAAAACAAGGACACACAGUGAUCAAAGUCCUGAUUCCCCUGUUCACUGGCUUGAUUAACAGAUCACCAGCAAAGCCUAACUCGUGCUUACCAUGAUCAAUCUCAGUCGAAGACAACCCUGCCUAAAUUUACGUCGCAAGCGUUUGUGAAUUAGCCGGAAAUCUGGCUGAUUUCUACUUUGUCUCCUCAACUUUACCUCCAUCUGUCCCUUAUGCCUUUUUUUUUAGUUUGAAAAACAGUGCAAGGCUGGUUGCUCUGGGAUCAAGGCAGAAUAUUUUCCAUACUUUUUUAAAUUCCUACAGAUACCACAUGCACUACAAAAGCACAACAACCAGGAUUUCCACUAAUCAUGGUGCCAAGAUGAAAUAAAUUUAAAUAUUUUAAUAAGACAUUUUUUGAAGAUUACUGAAGAUAUUUUUUGGAUUAUGACCGAUAUGAGAUUCCUGAGGGCCAGGGGGUCUUUUCUACUGAUUAUAAUUAUUUUUCAUCCUGAAGAGUUUUAAACAAAAAUGGUCGCUGAUAGUUGCUCAUGAAGAAAUAAUAUUGGGUAUUUGAAUCAAAUCCAAAUAGUGACUGUUGUAACGCCAGUACUUAAUAAGCUAUCUAACAGGAAUAUUUAACAAUCAAAACAGACAAACGUGAUGAAAUAGUCACUACAGCUCACAGGAAAGCCAUGUAAUGUCAUGUUAUACCACUUUGUCCUUCUCUGACGUUUAAUUGUUUGUAAAUUAUUUAAAUAAAGAAUAAUUUGUGUGAA
Molecule: messenger RNA, 1442 nt
Organism: Xiphias gladius (swordfish)
Lineage: Eukaryota; Metazoa; Chordata; Actinopteri; Istiophoriformes; Xiphiidae
Product: phospholipase A and acyltransferase 3-like
Exons: 5
Coding region: 192-707 (171 amino acids)
Biological process (GO): N-acylphosphatidylethanolamine metabolic process
Cellular component (GO): cytoplasm
Molecular function (GO): A2-type glycerophospholipase activity; glycerophospholipid phospholipase A1 activity
Source: RefSeq, a predicted model, not a curated record